UAUGCAAUACUGGUCAAUCAUCAUUCAGCAUUGAUUGGAUGAUUUUGCAUUGAUUUGGAUGGAUUUCAUCGAUAUGGAAUUCAUCAAGCAAACGGAUCAAAAUCAAUCCGUUAUGACUUCUGGGAGCGGAACAGCGACCACCUCGUCGUCAUGUUCGUCAUCAUCAUCGUCAUUAGAAGAGACGUCCUAUUUCAUCGAAUCAAUCAGGCAUUCGAAUGUUACACCAACACUGAUAACAGCUUAUCUAAUCAAAUUAUGUGAUUCCAAAAUUAACUGUACAGAAGAUUUAUUAAUCAAAUUUGCCAACAUUAUUGUUGAAAAUUUAAUCUGUGAAUCGCCACUAAGUGAAAUUCUUCGUCAAUUAGAUUCGGUGGAUUUUUAUAAAAAAUUAUUCAAUCAUCAACAAUUUGAUUUCAACAAAUUUCUCAUCGUUUGUCGUUAUCUGUGCUCAUCGGACAAACAAGGUUUGGACAUACUUGGCCUAACAUUUUUCUCAAAAGUUUGGAAAAACAAUGCUCAUUUUCAGCAGCAAGUCAUUCGUUAUUGUAUCGUGUCGGACUGGAUACAGCAGAUAUUGAGCAAAUGUACGCAUCCUACAUUGAUUAAAAAAGUGCCUCAAAUCGAAAAUCUGAAAUGUCCCAUGGAAUAUGAAACUGAUUGUCAAAUAUAUUGUUGGAAAUAUCAAUGCUUAUGUCAAAUACUAUUGGAUCUUUCCGAUUCCAAUCAACUAACGCGAUCGUUUGUUGAGGAGAUAUUUUUCACACCACUGAAUAAAUGUCCCGAUCUGCUGGUAUUUGCAUUGAUCGAGUGUCAUGGUAAUCAUGGCCUCAAAGAAACGGUUCUCAUCAAAGCUUUGUUGAAAUUCAUCUGUGUCAGCCACAAUAAUCCAAAUCCCAAUGCCACAUUGAUCAUACAGAAAAUUUGGCCCACAGAUUUCGUUUAUACACCCAAAACUAUUCUGACAUGGGCCCAAAAAUCAUUACUUACAGCAAUGGUUGAACUUUAUACAUCAUCAUCUCCCGAAGAACAAUCAUAUAAACUUUCCAAGAUUCUCGAUCUUUCGCAAGAUCUGAAAGUGUUAAAUGUUUUGCUUUCAAGUAAUACUUAUUCAUUUGUUAUUGAUUUGGCUUGUUUUGCAUCACGACGCGAAUAUCUUAAACUUGACAAGUGGUUAAAUGAUAAAAUCACGCAAAAUGGUUCACAAUUCAUCGAAGCUUGCAUACAAUUUUUGAAAAAAAGAUGCGCUAUAUUUGGUGCAACCGAACCGGCAACAUUUUCUCUGCCCAAUGAAACGUAUCGUAUCAUAUUGAAUUGUCUUCGUCAUCAUGUUUCCGAUUCACCAAAAUCAAUGAUCGAAUUGGAAAUAAUGAAAAUGUACACAAGAUUCAACCAGUGGGCUAAUCCCAAUCAAUUCAACGUCAAUUCUCAGCAAUUACCAACACCAACAACCGUCAUGAAGCCUAAUCAAUUUGAUUCAGUUGCAGGAUCUCAUUUGUUUGGCGAAAAUCCUGUUCGCAGUCCACAGCUAGCCAACAGCAAUGCUAAUCAACAACAACAACAACCUUACAGUCCUGAAACAGAAGAAGAAUUCACAAAGGAUAUUGAGGAAGAAGCCGAUUCUUAUUUUCAAAGAAUUUACAAUCAAGAUCAACCAGAUUCAUUAACUAUUGAUCAAUUUCUGGAUAUGUUGAAAAAAUUUCAGGAAUCUUCUUUGAAAAGAGAAAAAGAAAUUGCCGCUUGUAUGAUAAGAAAUUUAUUCAAAGAAUAUCCAUUUUUGCCACAAUAUCCGGAUAAAGAAUUGGUCAUUACUGGCGAAAUAUUCGGUGGUAUCAUUUUGAAUAAUUUUGUCAAAGGUCUUACUAUGGUCAAUGCAUUACGUUGUGUAAUGGAUGCCCUCAAACGUACCGAAGCAUCGGCUAGAUAUUUCAUGUUCGGCCAAGCCGCAUUGAAUAAGUUGAAAACCCGUCUAAAAGAGUUUCCUCAAUUUUGUAAUCAUCUUUGUAAUAUACCUGCUUAUCGUGAUUUACCACCCAUCUUGAUCGAAUAUAUUGAAUUCGCUAAACAAGGUAUGAAUCCGCCAUCGUUAGCACAAAAUCAUCGUAUUACACUUUUAAACAAUCAAAAUAAAAUGAAUCAAUCGAAUGAUCAACCACCACCACAACAACAAUUGGAAAUUCCACCAAGCGCUUUCCAGGAUAAAGUUGCAUUCAUUAUUAAUAAUCUUUCCCAAAUGAAUAUUGUCAAAAAGGCGGAUGAGUUUAAGGAAUUAUUCCUGAAGGAUAAAGAUCAAUAUUUUCAAUGGUUUUCGCAUUAUUUCAUCAUGAAACGUGUUGGUUUGGAAUCCAAUUAUCACGAAUUAUAUGCUUCAUUCAUGGUCAAAGUAAAUCUAUCUGAUUUGUCGGCAAAAAUCCUGAUUGAAACUUAUCGCAACAUCAAAGUUUUAUUACGGUCCAAUAAGGAAACGGAUAAUUUUCAGGAUCGAACAUUACUGAAAAAUCUUGGCAAUUGGCUGGGAAUGAUAACAUUGGCACAGAAUAAACCAAUCCUCACUCGAAAUUUAGAUUUGAAAAAUCUAUUGAUCGAAGCUUUUCAUAAAGGUCAACUGCAAAUGUUUUUCAUUGUGCCGUUUGUGACGAAAAUAUUGAUGGGAACAUCGAAAUCAAAAGUUUUUCGUCCGCCAUGUCCAUGGACAGUUAAAUUGAUCAAAAUUUUGGUCGAAUUGCAUAGUAUUCCGGAUUUGAAAUUGAACCUCAAAUUCGAGGUGGAAGUUUUAUGCAAACAUCUGGAAUUGGAUAUCAAUGAUUAUGUGGGAAAAUCGCAAGAUUUAAAAAAUAAAGAAUUAUUCAUGAAAUUAGAACCACAACUCGGUGCUGCACCUAUUCCUCGACCCAAUUUCAUUGCGAAUAAUAUUGGUGGAUCGGUAAUAGAACCAAGCGUUCAGUUACAUCAAUCGUCCAUGCAUUCAACCAUUGAUAAUAAUCUAAUACAUCCGCAGGCAGUUGUUGCCUCGGCAGCGAACGCAACAGGUGUAAAUCAGAUGCAAAAUUAUAACGAAAUCAAUGUAAACAAUAUUUCCAAUCUUUCACAAUCGAUUAUUAUACAACCAAAUCUGCAGAUUAUAAUGAUGAAUCCACAACAUAAAAACUUCAUUCGUAAUCUGAUUGAAAAAUGUGUGCAAGAUUGGAUAACAUUUGUAUCGGAUCGUGUGAUCAAAGUUUGUAUGGUAACCACCGAAACAUUGGUGAAAAAAGAUUUCGCCCAUGAACCGAAUGCCGAAUUGAUGCGUAAUGCUGCACAUAAAAUGAUGCGUUCCCUGGUUGCUGGAUAUUCAUUGAUCAACACUCAAGAACCGUUGCUUAAUCGAAUACAAAUGUCACUGUUGAAUUAUUUUCUGGGAAACCAGAUGAAAGUUACGAAAGAAUUGAUCGAUUCAACCAUACAAACAUUGAUUAAUGAUAACCUGGAAUUGUGUGUUUGUUUUGUACAGAAAACAUGCAUCGAACGUGCUAUCGAAGAACUGGACAAACGAAUGAAACCAGAUUUCGAAGCUAGACAAAAAAAUUCAGCCGAUGCUAAUAGCAAAAAGAGUUCAUCGAUAAGUAUGAAGCAACUGCAAAUCUAUGAAGAAAUGGGAAGAAAUAUUGCCGGUUUCAGUUCCAAUCAAUCAUCAUCGUUCUAUUCGCCAAUCGAUAAUCAAUCGGCUAAAGCUAUGAAUUAUGGAAAUGUUAAUGUUUUAUCCAAUGUAACCGCUGCACACAACAACAAUAAUUAUCCAUUGAUUCACAAUGAACAUAAUGCUGCUGCAACAUUGAACGUGAAUCAAGCAAAUCAAGUUCAUAUUGAUGCAUUUGUUGUCAUUUAUGAUAAAUUAAUCAAACAUCUAAGCGAAUUGAUUCAAGAAUUCGAGUAUGUUCAUUACACAACUGAAGCAAUGCAUCAGGUACUGGAAAUUCUAAAAGUAUCCAAACAAAAUCCCCGAGAUCAAGGUACAGCCGUCAGUUUGAUCAAAAAUGUUAUCAAUGGUCUUCGGGAAUUGCUGUUGAAUGCUGAAACUGGUGUCACCGACUUGGCUGUCAUAUCACGUGCCAGAGAUUUUUAUCUGAUCCUUCUCAAAGCUCUUGCCGAUCAACGAGCCUAUAAUCUUCGCUUUACAACAUUGAAUGUAACCCGUUCGGUGCUUGAACAUUGGAUAGCAAUGAAUACAUCGUUUCCGGACGAUCUUUUCGACAUACUUUAUCGUCAAGAUUUGAUAAAUCUUAAUUUUCUGGACAAUGAAUUUUAUCAGAUAUUGGAAAAUGGUUCGACAAGUUUUCCGAUGGUUUUGAAUUUUCUGAAAUAUUAUCUGAAUAGCAUUAAUUCUAAUAAUUUCCAAACAACAUUGGAUCUAUUGCAGCGAAUUGUUGCCAUGAAAAUGAAUCAACAAAGCCCCACCAAUACCCAACUGAUCAUCGAAUUGAAGCAUAUUCUUUCGCUGGCUAGAAUCAAUAUCAACCCCAAUCAAUCCAAUAAUAAUGAUAUGAUGGAAGGUCCCAUUCUUGAAACAAUCGUCAAGGAAUGGAUACGAUUCUAUAAUUCGAAAGAUAUCAACAGCUCGUUUCCCAUUGUGGUGAAAACUAUGAAUGCACAGGGUGUUCUCAAGAAUGAUGAAUCGAUUUCAAAUUUUUUUAAAUUUUUUCUCGAAUUCUGCAUUGAACGUUGUUAUCAAAUAAUAUCGUAUGCUGAUCAACAUCCAACAUUUCCAUUGAACAACAUUCAUCUGAAAUGUUAUGAAUUUAUUGAUUCCUAUUCUGUAUUGGUCAUAUUGUUCAUCAAACAAAGUGGUAAUCAGGGAAAUUUGGAUCAAAAAUUUCAAUUUUUAUUGCGUAUUCUGACAAUAUUGGCUACCACGGCUUAUCGUGAUCAGGAAAUUCACCAAAAGGAUUUUUUCUCGCUAACUUACUAUCGAAUCAUUUUGUCGAUUUUUAUCGAAUUUUUUUAUUCGCCAUUGAAUCUUGGCUUUCAAGAAUUGGUUGUCAGCAAUGAUAACCUGUUUGAAGUUUUCAAAUUUCAUUUGGUGCGCAAUUACUCCAAUUUUCUACAUCAAAUGUGUCCAUCCAAAAUACCAUCAUUCACAUUUGCAUGGUUGGAUUUUAUUUCGCAUCGAAUUUUCAUGGAAAAAUGUUUGGACAAUAGCCCCCAGAUUAAUCACAAAACCUGGCCACUUUAUGCUGCUCUAUUGACUGAUUUAUUACUUUUUCUCAAACCAAUCCUUCAGAAUAUGGAUUCUUUCAUUGUCAAUUGUAAUAUGGAGCUUCACAAGGGAACAUUGAGAUUAUUUGCAAUUUUGUCGCAUGAUUUCCCCGAAUUUUUAUGUGAAUAUUGUUAUAAUCUGUGCGACAUUAUUCCAAUUCGUGCUGUACAACUUCGAAACAUUAUUCUCAGUGCUAAUCCGAUCAAUAUACCGGAUGUCUCCAAUUUGAAAGUAGAUAAUCUCUAUGAAAUCAUACCACCGGUUCGAAUUCCCAGCACAUCACUUUGCGAUCAAUUACAUUAUUUUCAAAAAGAAUUGGAUAGCUAUCUACUUCAACGCAAUCCGAAUAAUUUUCUUAUUGAAUUGGCACAAGGUUUAAGCGCAAAUCUAUUGAAUGUUGAAAAGCAAUCCAGUUCAACGACAAUGAUCAAUGCAUUAACCUUAUAUAUUGGUAUAUCGGCUAUUCAAACCAGCAAAACGGUAACAAUCAACUCGAUUCAUAAUUCUGUUCAUUUGGAAAUCUUUCAACAUUUACUGAUGAAUUUUGAUUCCCAAGGUCGCUAUAUAUUGAUCAACUCGAUGGUCGAUCAUUUACGUUAUCCAAACAAUGAAACCCUGUUGUUCAUCUGUUUGUUGUUGACAUUGUUCAAGGAUAAUAAUGAGCACAUUCGUGAACAAAUAGUGCGUGUAUUGUUGGAGCGUUAUAUUGCUCAUCGACCGCAUCCAUGGGGUGUUGAAUAUUUGAUAAAUGAAUUGUUUCGAAAUCCUAAUUACAAAUUAUUGGAACAUAAUUUCAUCAAAUGUGUACCAGAAAUUGAGAAAUAUUUUACACGAUCAACAUAGACAUCAAACAAAUAUCAUCGAUCUCGAUUAACUAAUGCAACAACAAGUCUAAUUCAAUUUUGUAAAUAUUCAACAACAAUCAUCGAAUGAAGAAUAAGAUGAUGAUGGUGGUUAUUACAUUUGUU
Molecule: messenger RNA, 6198 nt
Organism: Dermatophagoides pteronyssinus (European house dust mite)
Lineage: Eukaryota; Metazoa; Arthropoda; Arachnida; Sarcoptiformes; Pyroglyphidae
Product: CCR4-NOT transcription complex subunit 1-like
Biological process (GO): nuclear-transcribed mRNA catabolic process, deadenylation-dependent decay; negative regulation of translation
Cellular component (GO): P-body; CCR4-NOT core complex
Molecular function (GO): molecular adaptor activity
Source: RefSeq, a predicted model, not a curated record